CUCGAGUUGAACAGUCGCAUCGAUCCGAUAGAUAGAAACUGACGAGCUGCCAGACGUGAUCUGCGUGUGUGCCGUGUGUUUUAAUUUUUAUUUGAAUAUUAUCUUAAAUAUUAUCGUGUGCACAACAUGGCCACGCCUCCUUUUCGCCUGCUCUUGGCGAUGAUCUGUGUGAAUUACAUGGCGCUGGCACAAAACCCAACCCAAGCACCAGUUGGGGCUGGGGUCGCAGCGCCUGGCCCUAACAACCAUUGGAGAUCGCGCAGCAACUUCCGACAUUAUGGGACGCCUGCUCCUGCGACUACGCCCCCACAGCAUAACGAGAUCAAGGAGCUGGUGACGAACUUACACGACCGCGUUGGCAUCUUGGCGACCUUGGACGAGGACCAGCGCCACCGUCUGGAAGUGAUCGAUAAGAAGGUCGAUCAGCUGCUGGACAGCAAUACGGGUCGCAUGGAGUCGCUGAAGGCGCAGCAGCUGAACUUCCAGCAGCGGCUGGACAGCUUCGAGCACAUCCAGCGAUUGACGCGGCACACACUGGACGAGCUGAAAGGUGAAACCGACCAAUAUCUGGGAUCCCGUGUGGCCAGACAGCUGAGCCAGAAGCAAAAGAAUCGCGACAAAUUGCGGGAUCUGUCACGGCAGGUGCGUGCGACGCCCGAGGAGCAGCCAUACGUGGCCACCAACAUGGCCAACCUGUUCGGCAACCAGCCCGCGGCAACGGGCAGCCCCUUCAAUGCCUCCCAGCUGGAUGUCUCCAGCCGCCUCGAUGCCCUGGCCACAUUCCUCGUCUCGCUGGCCUACAAUGUGCGCGAGACGCAGCAGAACGUGGGCAAAAUAGUCCAGAACACCAACAACAUCAAACGGCGCCUGGCGAAUCGGAACAAGGCGCAGUCCGCCCAGCUGCCUGCAGGCUUCGCGCCCGCGGCUGCUGUGGAGGAGCAUGCGACGAGCUGCCUGCAAUCCUAUUUGGCUGUCAAUGGCAUCCUGAAGCUGCAGCUGACGCCGGAGAGCGAUAGCUUCUAUGUGCCCUGCGAGGACGACGGCUGGACGGUGGUCAUGAAUCGCUCCUCGGACGACAUCAGCUUCGAGCGCAGCUGGCUGGAGUACAAGGAGGGCUUCGGCAACCUGGCCGGCGACUUCUUCCUCGGCCUGGACAAGCUGCACGCGCUGACCAGCUCCGCGCUGCACGAGCUGCGCAUCUGGCUGCAGGACUUCGAUGGCAAUGUGGCCCUCGCCGGCUACGACUCGUUCGCCAUCAGCGGCGAGCGGGAGCUCUACGCGCUCAGCCUGCUGGGCAACUUCCAGACGCAGCUGCAGCCCCCGGCUGGCGACUCGCUCUCGUAUCACGCCGGCGCCAAGUUCAGCACGUUCGAUAACGAUAACGAUAACUGUCUCGAGUGCAACUGUGCGCAGCGGCACAAGGCCGGCGGCUGGUUCAACGCGUGCGGCACCAGCAAUCUGAUGGGCGUCUACCACGCCCAGGGCCACGAGCAGGCCGGCGAGACGGGCAUCUACUGGGACACGUUCCAGGGCAAGGACUACUCGCUGCGCCGCGUCAAAAUGCUCAUACGCCCCGUCGCCGGGCAGGACGAGGCCCGCCGGUAAGCCCCCGGCCUAACUGGGCCCAACAACUGCCAUACGUCAGGGAUGCCAAUGCCAUGUUCUGUAUACUCCAAACCCAAUCUUGCAAACGUCAGGGAAGCCAUGCCUAGCUCCGCAAACUCUAACCCCAAUCGUGCAUUUUAACUCGUAGCCCUUUAAGUUCGAGCUGCUGCGCGUGUGCGUAUACGUCUGCUCAGCACUGUGUAUUUAUGGAAAAUUACCCUAGUUAAUAAAUGUGUCGUGUACUCUC
Drosophila montana is the source of this 1852-nucleotide messenger RNA. Its product is annotated as angiopoietin-related protein 7. The transcript is spliced from 5 exons. The coding region runs from base 127 to 1605 and encodes 492 amino acids. The record is from RefSeq and is a predicted model, not a curated record. Lineage: Eukaryota; Metazoa; Arthropoda; Insecta; Diptera; Drosophilidae.